AUGAGUCUUGUACAAAAAAUCAAAGAGGUCGAGGAUGAGAUGGCUCGUACCCAAAAAAAUAAAGCUACAAGCUUUCAUUUAGGUGUAUUGAAAGCAAAAUUAGCAAAAUAUAAAAGAGAAUUAUUGUUAGGACCAAGUAAAGGUGCAGCAGCAGGUGCAGGUGAAGGUUUCGAUGUAUCAAAAGCAGGUGAUGCUCGUGUUGGUUUAAUUGGUUUCCCAUCAGUUGGUAAAUCAACUUUAUUAACUAAAUUAACUGGUACCUCAUCUGAAGUUGCCUCAUACGAAUUCACAACUUUAACAUGUAUUCCUGGUGUAAUUAAUUAUAAAGGUGCUAAAAUUCAAUUAUUAGAUUUACCAGGUAUUAUUGAAGGUGCAAAAGAUGGUAAAGGUAGAGGUAGACAAGUUAUUGCAGUUGGUAGAACAUGUAAUCUUAUUUUAAUUGUAUUGGAUGCAAUGAAACCAUUGGUACAUAAAAAGAUUAUAGAGAGAGAGUUGGAUGGUUUUGGUAUUAGAUUGAAUAAACAACCACCACCAAUCACAUUCAAAAAGAAGGAGAAGGGUGGUAUUAACUUUUCACAUACACCAAAUGUCAAUCCAACCCAAUUGGAUAGUGAAACUGUGAAAGCAAUCUGUGCAGAAUAUAAAAUUCACAAUGCAGAUGUGAUUUUACGUGGAAAUUGUACAGUGGAUGAAUUCAUCGAUGUCAUUGAAGGCAAUCGUAUCUACGUUCCAUGUAUUUACGUUUUAAAUAAGAUCGAUGCUAUCUCUAUCGAAGAGUUGGACCUUUUAGAUAAAAUUCCUCAUUAUGUUCCAAUCUCUUCUCAUUUGGAAUGGAAUUUAGAUGCCCUCCUCGAUAAAAUUUGGGAAUACUUAAAAUUGAUUAGAGUUUACACUAAACCAAAAGGUCUCAUUCCAGAUUACAAUGAACCAGUCGUCAUUAGAGGUGGUGAAGAAGCUUCAAUUGAAACUUUUUGUAAUCAUAUUCAUAAUUCAAUUAUUAGACAAUUUAGAUAUGCUUUGGUUUGGGGUUCUUCAGCUAAACAUAACCCUCAACGUUGUGGUAAGGAUCACGUUUUAGCAGAUGAAGAUAUUGUUCAAAUUGUUAAAAAAUAA
Molecule: messenger RNA, 1113 nt
Organism: Dictyostelium discoideum AX4
Lineage: Eukaryota; Evosea; Eumycetozoa; Dictyosteliales; Dictyosteliaceae
Exons: 4
Coding region: 1-1113 (370 amino acids)
Source: RefSeq, a predicted model, not a curated record